This is a messenger RNA of Priapulus caudatus, 2846 nucleotides long. RefSeq names its product histone H4 transcription factor-like. The record is from RefSeq and is a predicted model, not a curated record. Gene Ontology annotation, cellular component: nucleus. The transcript is spliced from 11 exons. NCBI's taxonomy places the organism in Eukaryota, Metazoa, Priapulida, Priapulimorpha, Priapulimorphida, Priapulidae. Gene Ontology annotation, biological process: regulation of transcription by RNA polymerase II. Gene Ontology annotation, molecular function: RNA polymerase II transcription regulatory region sequence-specific DNA binding; DNA-binding transcription factor activity, RNA polymerase II-specific. Bases 135 to 1907 code for a protein of 590 amino acids.
AUUUCAUUUUUUUCCAGUCCAUGAUGAUUGUUCUUACGUUGACUGCCACUGUACCUCUAUGACACACCGAGAUAUGAGAAAUAACAAUAAUAAGCUGUUUUGAAUAGUCUAAUUUCCAGAAAAACGACUAAAAAAUGCUGGAAACUGAAGCAUCUGAGACGGCAGGGUCUCAGCACGUAAAGAAAAAGCAACACCGUGAUAUUACCAAGAUUGUGCUGAAGCGCAAGGAACAUCUUUCACUGCUCUGCGAGUGGGAGCAAUGCAGCAAUAUGUUUUCUGAAAUGAUGGAGUUUAUCAAGCAUGUCGGAGGUCACCUGGCCGGGCGAAAAUUGCCAACCGUGCCCGAAGGAGGUUAUCUCUGUCAGUGGCGAGAAUGCGAGAAUUCGGUUUCUACCUACGAGGAGUACGAGCGCCAUGUCUACUUCCACACAUUCCAUUGCAAGAUCAAAUGUCUCGGAGAAAACCUCGUUCAGCGAUACAGAAUGAACAGAUGCCCGGUUUACAAUGGCCGUAACAUGAUACCUGAACUUCCCGACAGUCUGCAGUGCGGUUGGAUAGAAUGUGAGGGUGUUUAUGAAAACCCAGAGAUUUUUUAUCGGCAUGUGAAUAACCAUGUAGAGGUUUAUCCACAAGGCAAUAAUCCAAAAGUCCCAGUCACGUGUCAUUGGGAAGGAUGUGCUUGUGUAGUAAAGAGCAAGCAUAGGCUUAGAGACCAUUUACGUAGUCACACACAGGAGAAGCUGACGGCUUGUCCAUCAUGUGGCGCCCUCUUUUCCAGCCCUACUAGAUUUAUCGACCACUUGAAACGACAAGCAAGGGAACUGUUAUUGGCAUAUCAGUGCUCCCACUGUGCCAAGAAGUUUGCUUCGGAAAGAUUGCUAAAGGACCACAUGCGCUAUCACGUCAACCACUAUAAGUGUCCAUUUUGUGACAUGACGUGCCCAGCUCCAACAACGUUGCGGUUACACAUUAAAUACAGGCAUACUGAUCACAAGCCAUUUGCGUGCAUCUACUGUGAACAUUGCUGUAAGUCAAGUGCGGAUCUACGACGACACAUGGAAACGCACAAUGAGGGAAACAACUACAGGUGUGAUGUACAGGACUGCAACUACAGCUGCAGAAGUUUGCAGACACUGAAUAAUCACAAUCGUGUAAAGCACGAGGGGAUUACCACUCCACGAUACCUUUGUCACGUUUGUGAUAAACUGUUUACUAGAGGACAAAAGCUCACUGUGCAUCUCAAGUCGCAGCACAAAUUCCGAUGGCCACCAGGUCACUCCCGAUUCAGGUAUCAGCUGCACACGGACGGAUAUUUGCGAUUGCAGACUGUACGCUAUGAAAGCGUUGAACUAACUCAGGAAUUGAUAGAUGCCGAUAACCAGCAAGGAAGUGAUGCGUCAUCGGAGGCCAUGGAGGAACAGGCUGGUGAAGGAAUGGAGAAUGAAAACGUUUCUCAAAGCGGGCAAGAAAGAGUUGAACUGGCCGAACAAAAAGACGGCAACAUGCAACAAGAGUGCAGCUACGAAUUGCCUUCUCCCGAAGCGAGUUCUCUGUGUCAGCCCAUCAUGGCGAACCUUCACCAAGUGGCCGUUUUACAAGGGCAAGGCAUGUCAGCGAGUGAUCAGCAUUCGGCAGUGGCGGCGGAUCCUACUUACGAAGCACCGCAGAACCCAUGUCCUGUGAACAUGCCUGUCUAUUGUGACGAGGGUGAGAUGGGAGCAGCAACGUGUGUGUACGUGCAGUCAGAUCUGCCGACGGUUCAGGAUUCCUGCCUGUACACGGAGACUCCCCUGGCAACCGAUUCCAUGAUCACUCUGUCGUCCUUGAACAAUUGCUUCCGCGAGGCAAAUGAAUCGGAGAAAGAAGCGGCCUACACACUUUUGACACUUCCACAUAAUGCUCUCUAGUGUGCAAUGCUGUUUUUCUUUUGGCCUCAUGAGAACCAUGUUGCUAUGCCAAACAGACUAUACAAUUUGUUGUAUACUGGGUGAGAAACAAUUAAAACUAUUAAGAGAUGUCGAAUGACAGAUAGCUUGACCAAAGGUAGUGUGUACACAGUGGUAUGUACACAUGGUAGUUUAAUGCCAUGUGAUGUACGCAAAAUUGCAACAAUAUCAGUUGUUUUCAGUAACGUGAUAAAGCAAUGGCUAAUGCAGAUCAGUCAUAAUACAACUGCUGGUAUUUUGAAUUGUAGGCGAGUAGCGUGAGACGUCAAUGUCUUGCUGACCAAUGAAUGGUGCUGUAGACUCCACAAAUACAUUUUGUAUUGUGUAAGGGGGGAUUGUUGAAGAACUGGUUCUUAUAAUCCACAGGCUUUUUUCUACAACUGUGAUUAUUAAGUAAAUAAUCUAGGAAUUUUUGUUGGAUGCUUAGAAGCCAUUUUGUUUAUAUUAAAUGUGAAUCGCCAUAAUUAACCGACUUAUUUAUGCAAGCAAAAGUAAAAGCAAUGUUCACAAAUUGUAUGCCAAGCCAAAACAAUGUGUUCUUUUUUAUCUCAGAAAAUGGUCCAAUUUGGAAUCACAGUUCAUUUACUUGUAUUGAUAGUAUUCUUGUCCAAAGCUUGUAUAUUAAUGAUAAAACUUGAUAAUGAAUUUACACAUAGAUAAUGUAAAUUACUUUGAUAAUUGAGUUAAGUAAUUGAGUUUUCUAUUGUAAUUUCCCAAUAACGUGACCAGUGAAUAUUGAACGCUCGUGUAUUUCUUUCACGCUGCAGGUACUUCCUUAACACUUGCAUGGCAUUUCCUUACUAGUUUUUUCAUAGUAAUGUGUGCUGUUGUGCAAUCUGUGUUAUAAUUGUGUUACACUUAUUAUAUAUGUAAUAAAGCUUGUAAUCCAUAACACUGUUA